Molecule: messenger RNA, 264 nt
Organism: Melampsora larici-populina 98AG31
Lineage: Eukaryota; Fungi; Basidiomycota; Pucciniomycetes; Pucciniales; Melampsoraceae
Product: family 47 glycoside hydrolase
Exons: 1
Coding region: 1-264 (87 amino acids)
Biological process (GO): endoplasmic reticulum mannose trimming; mannose trimming involved in glycoprotein ERAD pathway; carbohydrate metabolic process
Cellular component (GO): endoplasmic reticulum; membrane
Molecular function (GO): calcium ion binding; mannosyl-oligosaccharide 1,2-alpha-mannosidase activity
Source: RefSeq, a predicted model, not a curated record
AUGAUACUCUAUGAAAUCGAUCCACGGACGAAUCACGAGAUUAACAACGUACUCGGAAACUUUGCAUUAGUGUCAAUUGAUUUGCUUGAUACGUUUGUUGUCUUUCAAGAUCUCGAUGCAUCUUCAAAAGCAACACAACAAAUCAUUGAAACUGUACCUAACUGCGAUAUCGAUUCAUGUGUACAAUCUUUUGAACCAACGAGUCGAGUCUUGGGUGGACUUUUAGGUGGUCCUUUCUUUGCUUCAGAUCAUGAAAACAGUUGA